This is a messenger RNA of Tauraco erythrolophus (red-crested turaco), 1031 nucleotides long. The record is from RefSeq and is a predicted model, not a curated record. NCBI's taxonomy places the organism in Eukaryota, Metazoa, Chordata, Aves, Musophagiformes, Musophagidae.
AGGAGAAGAAGCCCAAAGUCAAGAAACCAAAAUCAGAAUUCCCUGUAUACACAGUUCUGGAGUCGAGUGCAUAUAUACCAUCAUAUGAUCAUGGAGCUUCAAUUGAAGAGAUUGAGGAACAGAUGGAUGAUUGGUUAGGAGGCAGGAACAGAACACAAAAAAAGAAGGCACCUGAAUGGACAGAGGAGGACCUCGGCCAGCUGACAAGAAGUAUGGUUAAGUUCCCAGGGGGGACCCCAGGUCGAUGGGAAAAGAUUGCUCACGAGUUGGGUCGAUCAGUGGCAGAUGUUACCAUGAAAGCCAAGCAAGUGAAGGAUUCUGUUACAUACACACCAGGUAUCACUAGGCUCUCUGAGCUUAAAACGCUGGCCCAGAAUUCCAAGAAUGUCAAAGUCAACGUGAAUUUGCCAGACCACAUAAUUACCCAGCGAGAAAGGGAGGAGGAAGAGGAGGAGGAGGGGAACGACAAUCAUAUCCCAGAGCAGGUGCAUGUCCAAGUAGCUCAAAAGGAGGCCAUUGCAAGUGAAACGAGACACCGCAAACGAAAAGUUGUCAAAGCCCCUGAAAUGGCUCUACCAGCACCAAAAGAGAUACCAGAAGAGAAAGGCAGAGGGAGACGCCAGAAAGAUUUUGAUAACACCGAGCAAGAGGACCAGAGUGAUGAUGAGAGCAGAAAAAGAGAGAAAAGCCGUGCCCCAGAAGAACUGUGGACUCAAAAUCAACAGAAACUUCUUGAAAUGGCCUUGCAGCAGUAUCCAAAGGGAACAUCGGAUCGCUGGGAUAAAAUAGCAAAAUGUGUUCCUGGAAAAAGCAAGGAGGAGUGUAUAGCAAGAUACAAGUUGCUUGUUGAACUGGUACAAAAGAAAAAAAUGGCUAAAAGCUGAAUGCUCUGAGCAGAAGAGAUGUAGCUCAUCUUUGUCAAAAUGGGGUUUUAAAUCUCAUAUGUGGGAAACUACGUUUUUGUACCUCAGUAUUUCUAUACGUCAUGUGCCUUAGUAAAAGAAAGUACUAAUAAAUCUUAUACCACCUUA